Lonchura striata (white-rumped munia) is the source of this 1188-nucleotide messenger RNA. NCBI's taxonomy places the organism in Eukaryota, Metazoa, Chordata, Aves, Passeriformes, Estrildidae. The record is from RefSeq and is a predicted model, not a curated record.
AUGCGCGAUCCCGCCCCCGCCCGGGAGCCCUUGCGGGGGGCGGUCCCGGCCAUGCGGGUGGUGCUGCGGCGGGGGCGGCUGCCCGGGCCGGGGAGGAUGACCGGGGAGACGGAGCCGCGGGGUUCCGCCGCGGCCCUGCCGUUUGUCGUGGACCUGCGGAGCGACACGGUGACCCGGCCGUGCGCGGUGAUGCGCAUGGCCCUCGCCACCGUGGGCGAUGACGACUACGGGGAGGACCCGGCGGUGAACGGGCUGCCUCGCCGGGCCGCGGGGACUGUGGGGUCGGAAUCGGCUCUGUUCGUGCCCACGGCCACCGUGAUGAACCUCAUCGCCGCGAUGUGCCACUGCCAGCGCAGCGGGGCUCAGCCGUCCCUGGGCCAGGACGCCCACCUGCACCUCUACGAGCACGGCGGGGGCCGUGGCGGUGGUUACGAUGGCAGGAGGGCGGUCGCCGGUGUGCACUCCCAGUCACUGCCAGAUCUGCCAAAUGGCACGUUUGACCAGGAUCAGCUGGAGCUGACUCUCUGUGAGGCCCACAGCAGCCGGUACCACACGCGUCCUGAGCUCAUCUGUCUGGAGAACAUGCACAACUCGUGGGGGGGCCGGGCACUGUUCCUCACCUGUCUCAGGCAGGUCUGUGGGCUUGCAGACCAUUACAGGCUGUGGGUGCACAUGGAUGGCGCAUGACUGAUGAAUGCAGCAGUGGCCCAGGGUGUGGAGCCAGCUCAGAUUGCCCAGCACUGUGACUCUGUCCCCUGCUUCUCCAAGGGCAUGGGCGCCCUGGCUGGUGCGGUGUUGGCAGGGUGCAGGGAGUUUGUCGCCAAAGCCUGGCGUGUUCGGAAGCUGCUGGGCAGGGGCAUGGGAGCGCUGGCAGCUGCUGCCCACCUCAGGCUGCAGCAGGUGAAGGUGACGCUGCACAGAGACCACAACAAUGCCUGGAACUUUGCAGAAGGUAGCCAUGCGCUGGACUCUCCCCUCUGCUCCAUCACCCUGGCCGCAGUGGAGACCAACGUUGUGAUGGUAAAUGUCCAGGGCACCUGGCCGUCCCCUGCCGAGCUCUGCGAGCACCUGCGUCCCAUCAGCAAGGAGGAGGAGGCUGAGACCAGGCAGACUGUCAGCAUCUUGCUGCUCCCCUGGUCGGCACAGACUGUACACGCCUUCUUGGUACCGCAACGUCUCAGCCCGUGA